AUGACUUCCCACGGUGAAGAAAUCGAAGAAGAACAUAUAUCAAGAAUUGAGGAAGGUAAAGGCAAAAAUUGCCAUGGAGGAAUAGAGACAGUCAUAUGUACUUCUCCCAGCAUUGUUUGCCUUACCCAAAAGUUGAUAGCAGAGAUGAUUGGGACGUAUUUCAUAAUAUUUUCUGGAUGUGGAGUGGUGGUAGUGAAUGUAUUGUACGGUGGAAAAGUGACGUUUCCAGGGAUAUGUGUGACUUGGGGUCUCAUCGUUAUGGUCAUGAUUUACUCUAUUGGUCACAUCUCUGGUGCACAUUUUAACCCUGCGGUUACCAUCACUUUCGCCAUUUUCCGACGGUUUCCUUGGUAUCAGGUACCAUCAUAUAUAGGUGCACAACUUGCAGGAUCGUUACUAGCGAGUUUGACACUGAGACUAAUGUUCAAAGUGACACCAGAAGCUUUCUUUGGAACAACUCCGGCUGAUUCGUCUGCAAGAGCGCUUGUUGCGGAGAUCAUUAUCUCAUUCCUCCUCAUGUUUGUCAUCUCCGGCGUUGCCACCGAUAGUCGAGCGAUUGGAGAAUUAGCUGGAAUUGCAGUGGGGAUGACUAUAAUGUUAAACGUCUUCGUAGCCGGACCUAUUUCGGGAGCAUCAAUGAAUCCAGCGAGAAGUCUAGGACCAGCGAUAGUGAUGGGAAAGUAUAAAGGAAUUUGGGUUUACAUUAUUGGUCCUGUCAUCGGAAUAAUGGCCGGAGGUUUUGUUUACAACUUUAUCAGAUUUACAGAUAAGCCAUUACGAGAACUCACAAAGAGUGCUUCUUUUCUACGUAGUGUUGCUCCUCCAAACAACAAUGCUUCUAGUUCUAAGAGCUAA
This is a messenger RNA of Eutrema salsugineum, 855 nucleotides long. RefSeq names its product putative aquaporin NIP4-1. Lineage: Eukaryota; Viridiplantae; Streptophyta; Magnoliopsida; Brassicales; Brassicaceae. Gene Ontology annotation, biological process: transmembrane transport. Gene Ontology annotation, molecular function: channel activity. The record is from RefSeq and is a predicted model, not a curated record. The transcript is spliced from 5 exons. Bases 1 to 855 code for a protein of 284 amino acids. Gene Ontology annotation, cellular component: membrane.